AUGCUGGCCAGCUUAAACGACCCAUAUUCCCGGUUUGUUUCGCCUAAGCAAUUCGCGGCAUUAGCUAAGUACGACGUUACUGGUAUCGGGCUAAACAUUGGCGAGGAUGUGGAGGACGGGCGGGUGAAGCUGAAGGUGGUGGGGAUCGUGCUCGGCUCGCCAGCACAGCUAGCAGGUGAGCUCAUCUUGACCGGUGAGCUCAUAGCGACAUCACAGUAUACACAGCCAGGUUUUAUCGGGUUGAGAGUUGGCGAGGAUGUGGAGGGCGGGAGGGUGAAGCUGAAGGUGGUGGGGAUCGUGCUCGGCUCACCAGCACAGCUAGCAGCACAACUAGCAGGUGAGCUCAUAGCGACAUCACAGUAUACACAGCCAGGUUUUAUCGGGUUGAGAGUUGGCGAGGAUGUGGAGGGCGGGCGGGUGAAGCUGAAGGUGGUGGGGAUCGUGCUCGGCUCACCAGCACAGCGAGCAGGUGAGCUCGUCUUUACCUGCGUGCAGCAAGGGGACAGGCUCGUUUCAGUAGACGGAACAAGCGUGCAGGGCAUGCCCGCAUUCAGUAGAAAUUGGCGCAUCCCAUUCCCUCCACUCUUCAAUCCCCGUUUCUCUCCUCCCCCCCCCCUCCCCCCCACCUUCCCCAUCUCCUCUCCCCGUCCACACUCUCAUCCGGGCGUGCGGCAAUGCGACGAGCUCGUUUCAGUGGAUGGCAUGAGUGUACAGGGCAUGUCCGCAUUCGACGUAUCUUCGCUCAUCCCAUCCCAUCCAUCCCUCAAUCUCUGUUCUUUCCGACCCUGCCCUCCACCCCACCAUCCAGGCGUGCGGCAAGGCGACGAGCUCGUGUCAGUGGACGGCACGAGCGUACAAGGCAUGUCCGCAUUCGACGUAUCUUCGCUCAUUCAGGGCCCCAAGGGCACCCCUGUCACCAUCGCCAUCCGCCACGACUCGUGCUCCCCUAUAGAGUCCCUCACUAUGUCACGCACUAGCGAAGUGCAGUCGCCCGUGCUUUACCGCCUCGACCGAAACGACCCCAUCUCUCCUCUGGGGUUAUUUCAGGACUUCUCCUCUGCUGCUUCCUCCUCCUCCUCCCCCUCUCCCUCCGCUUCCUCCUCCUCUUCCAUGUUCUCUUCGGUGUUUUCCUCCUCCUCUGCCCCAACCGGCCCUGUUGGUUACAUUCGGCUCAAGGAAUUUAAUGCGGCGGCAAAACGUGACGUGGUAACCGCAAUCCAACGGCUAGAAGCAGCCGGGGCGACAUCUUUUGUCCUCGACCUACAGGACAACCCGGGCGGGCUCGUGCAAUCGGGGGUAGAAAUCGCGAAACUCUUCCUCGAGCGAGGGCAAACCGUGGUCUACACCGAGGCCCGCCCGGGUGAUUUACCCCAGAAAAGAAGCAUCGAAGCCACGGGGAAACCGCUCACCCGUGCUCCUCUAACGGUCCUGGUCAACGGCCGAACAGCCAGUGCUAGUGAAAUCGUCGCGGGCGCGUUGCAUGACAACUGCCGAGCGGUUUUGGUCGGGUCGAGAACCUUCGGAAAGGGGCUGAUUCAGAGUGUGUAUGAAUUGAAUGAUGGUUCCGGCAUGGUGGUGACGGUGGGGAAAUAUGUGACUCCUGGGCUGGUAGAUAUUGAUGGGAACGGCAUUGCAGCAGAUUUCAGAAGGAAGCCGAGCGGGGAUAUGGCGCGAUGGAAGCUUGCCAACUGCAAGGUGCCCAGCUCGAAAGGAGGGACGGUGGUGACAGUGGGGAAGGGGAGCGAUAGUGGUGGCAGUGGGAAAGGGGAGCAAAAGUGGUGUUGGGGAAGCAGAGGGAUGGUGGUGACGGUGGGGAAAUAUGUGACUCCUGGUCUGGUGGAUAUCGAUGGGAACGGCAUUGCAGCGGAUUUCAGGCGGAAGCGGAGCGGGGAUAUGGCGCGAUGGAAGCUUGCCAACUGCAAGGUGCCGAGCUCAUAG
Molecule: messenger RNA, 1938 nt
Organism: Closterium sp. NIES-65
Lineage: Eukaryota; Viridiplantae; Streptophyta; Zygnematophyceae; Desmidiales; Closteriaceae
Source: the annotation of a GenBank genome assembly